AUGUUUUUCUCACUCUCUUCAAUACGAAAGCCUAAACAAGAAUUCAAUUUAUUACAUUUAGAAACUCAAGAAUACUACUUUCUAUCCCUUAAAGUUUCACUUCAUAAUAAUAAUGAGUAAUUAAUUUCAUAUAAGAAUAGAAUUCGUGGUAAAUUACAUAUCUGUUCCCGUUCUUUAGUAUUUCAACCAAACUAACCAAAAUUACCCAUGAUUAAGAUGAAAUACUCAAAUAACCUUAUAAUGAAGAUUUUGCGUAAUAUUGAUACAAAAACUAUGAAUUAAAUCAUGUCAAUUAAAUGGACUCCUUCAUUAUUAAUGGAAGAUAUUGACUCAUUAGAUAUUAAUUAAUUGUAUUAACAUUUCAAAAGAAAUAAAAAUAAUGAAUUAUUAGAUCGACUCUACAAAAUUUAAUCUAGAACUGCCAAUUAACAAUAUACUAUUAUGUUUAUUAGAGUAGAUAAACUAUUUGUUAUUAAUAGAAAUCCUAUUAGUCCCUACAUUACUGAGACUGUAAACUAAUAUCAUUAUUAUCUAGUGUGAUGAGAAUAUUGUCUUUUCAAUUUCAUAAUCAAAUUCAAAAUAAAAUAUUGUCAGAUUUCUCAAACUUUAUUAAGGACUUACUUAAGCAGAAGAUGAAAACUCAUUUAUUAAUACAAUUAUCAAUACAACAUUAAAUGAAGCAAUGAAUGAACAUAGAGCUUAAUCAUCUUAAUAAGGACUUAAAAUUGAACUUGCAGUUAAAUGUAAAUUAAUUAAACCUGAAGGAAUUAUAUAUGGAUUAUUUUCUAUUUAAAGAGAUGAAGGAAUUAAAUAUAUUCCAUUAAUCAAUUCACCAAAAGGAAAAAUAUUAAUGUGGUAAUUGACUGAUAUUAAAUUCUUCUUAAAAUAUACUUACAUGUUUAAAUAAAUAGGUUUAGAAAUAUGGUUCUUUAAUAAAAAAAGAAGUGUUUUACUUGUUUUUGAAGAUAUAUAAUAAUUAGAAACAGUCUAUAAAUAUUUAAUAAGAAAAACUACUAAAAAUUAAAUAAGUUCAAUAACAAUUGAAAAAUUGACUGAACUUUGGGUAAAUGGUAAUUUAAGCAAUUUUGAUUAUUUAAUGUCUUUAAAUACUUUUUCUAGUAGAAGCUUUUGUGAUCUAUCUGCUUAUCCUGUAUUUCCUUGGGUUAUUUCAGAAUAUAAUGAUAAAACAUUUGAUUUAUCAUCUCCAGAAUUUUUCAGAGAUUUAUCUCGUCCUGUUGGUGCUCUAAAUAAACAUAGAUUAUAAAAAUAUAAAUAAGCCUAUUAAGAUUAAUUGAAAAACUAAAAAAACAAUAAUAAUAAUGAUAUGAUACCUUAUAUAUAUCCAACUCAUUAUUCUAGUCCUGGAACUGUUGUUUAUUAUUUAAUAAGAAAAAUACCUGAAUUUGUAAUUAAAUUAUAAAAUGGUGUAUUUGGACCAACAGAUCGUAUUUUUAGAGGUAUUGAUAGUACUUGGUAUACAACAUUAAAUUUACAUGCAGAUUCUAAAGAAUUAAUUCCAGAAUUUUAUUCACUAGAUCCAGAUUUCUUGAUCAAUUGUGAUAAAUUAGAAUUAGGAAUGACUUAAGAAGGAGAAAUAAUAGAUGAUGCUAUUAUACCACCUUGGGCUAAUUCAAUGACUGAUUUCUUAUUAAAAAUGAGAAUGGCUUUAGAAAGUGAUUAUGUAAGUUCUUAACUACCUAAAUGGAUAGAUUUAAUAUUUGGUUGCAAAACUAGAGGAGAUGAAGCUGUUAAGUAAGAUAAUUUAUUUUAUCCUUAUACUUAUGCUGAAAAUGUUAACUGGAAUUAAUGUAGAACAUCUAUAGAAAAAUAAGCUUUGGAAACCUAGGUAGCAGAAUUUGGAUAGGUACCAAUUUAAUUAUUUAAUUCAAAUCAUCCAAAUAGAAAACUCAAAAUAUAUUCUACAUUAAGAUAAUAAUAAUAAUAAUAGUUAAAUUCAUCAAGUUAAAGAAAUCUAUAAAUAAAUGAUAUAUAAUAAGAUUCUUAGAAUAAAGAUUAUGUUACAUGUUUGUAAAAUUAAGUAUCAUCUUUAUAAUGGGAAAAUGAAAAACUGAAAUUUAAUUUAGAUACAAUUAAACAAGAGUUAUAAUUUUAAAAAAUUGAAACAUUCAAUUCAUAAUAUGAUUAAGUAUAUAUAAUUAAUUCUAUCUUAUUUAGGAGGAAAUUGAUAAAAAAGGAUAAGAUUUGAUGAGUGAUGAUAGUUUAUAUCAACAAAUAAAAAUAUGA
Molecule: messenger RNA, 2244 nt
Organism: Paramecium primaurelia
Lineage: Eukaryota; Ciliophora; Oligohymenophorea; Peniculida; Parameciidae
Source: the annotation of a GenBank genome assembly